AUGCGGUGUCCUUCUCUUGCGCGGUUGCCUCACCGCGCCAUCUCUGGCUUGACCAGAUUGCCCGUGCGUCUGCAGUCUCAGACUUUCUUGUAUCAGCGAUGCGCGUCGACGGCCGCUCUCCGUUCACCCACGGCCGGCCCGGCUUAUCAGUCGAUUCUGAACAGACAUAACCUGCAACGGCGAAAUGCUUCUGCUGCUGCUGCUGCUGUUCUCGAAGCCGCCGCGUCGAAUCCCGAUGCCCUGACCCAGGAGGCGAUCAUUGAUAACCUUGAUCCUGUUGAGGCAACAAGGCUGUCCAGAAUCCGAAACAUUGGUAUUGCUGCCCACAUCGAUAGCGGCAAAACAACCUGUACCGAGCGAAUCCUGUUCUAUACCGGCCGUAUCAAGGCUAUCCACGAAGUCCGCGGUCGCGACAAUGUUGGUGCGAAGAUGGACUCCAUGGACCUGGAGCGCGAGAAGGGUAUCACUAUUCAGUCUGCCGCUACGUUCUGUGAUUGGGUGAAAAAAGAAGAUGAUGGCAGGGAGGAGAAAUAUCACAUCAACUUGAUUGAUACCCCGGGGCACAUUGACUUCACAAUCGAGGUAGAAAGAGCGCUGCGCGUUCUUGAUGGAGCCGUCAUGAUUCUCUGCGCUGUUUCCGGUGUCCAGUCUCAAACCAUCACCGUCGACCGCCAGAUGAGACGUUACAACGUUCCUCGUAUUUCCUUCAUCAACAAGAUGGACCGCAUGGGUGCCAAUCCGUUCAAGGCCGUCGACCAGAUCAACUCUAAGCUCAAGAUCCCCGCUGCUGCAGUUCAAGUGCCGAUCGGCGCCGAGGACGAGUUCGAGGGUGUGGUUGACCUGAUCAGAAUGAAGUCGAUCUACAACCAUGGACCUAGCGGUGAAGAGAUUGUCAUCAAAGAUGAGAUCCCCGAGAAGGUCAAGUCAGUGGUGGAGGAGAGAAGAAGGAUGCUGAUUGAGACACUUGCCGAUGUCGACGACGAGAUCGCGGAGCUCUUCCUGGACGAGAAGGAGCCCACACAGGAGCAGCUCAAGGCCGCUAUCCGACGGGCAACAGUCGGCUUGAAGUUCACUCCAGUCUUCAUGGGAACCGCCCUGUCGAAUAAAUCUGUGCAACCCAUGCUUGAUGGUGUCAUUGACUACCUUCCCAACCCAUCUGAGAUCGAGAAUCUUGCCCUUGACCAGAAGCGCAAUGAGGCCUCCGUGAAGCUCGUCCCUUACAACAGCCAGCCUUUUGUUGGUCUUGCUUUCAAGUUGGAAGAAAGCAACUUUGGCCAGUUGACCUAUAUCCGUGUGUAUCAGGGUACGCUCCGUAAAGGUGCCAACGUCUUCAAUGCCCGCAACAACAAGAAGGUCAAGAUUCCCCGCAUUGUCCGCAUGCACUCCAACGAGAUGGAGGAGGUUUCAGAAAUCGGAGCUGGUGAGAUCUGCGCUGUCUUCGGUGUCGACUGCGCUUCUGGCGACAGUUUCACCGAUGGACAGCUUGGCUACACCAUGACCUCCAUGUUUGUUCCUGAGCCCGUUAUCUCGCUUUCUAUCAAGCCCAAGAACAACAAGGAUUCCGCCAACUUCUCCAAGGCUAUGGCUCGUUUCCAGAGAGAAGAUCCCACCUUCCGUGUGACAUACGAUGCCGAGAGUGAGCAGACUUUGAUCUCUGGAAUGGGUGAGCUGCAUCUUGACAUCUAUAUCGAACGUAUGCGCCGUGAAUACCGCGUUGAUUGUGAGACUGGUCCUCCCCAGGUCGCAUAUCGCGAGACCAUCGGUAACAAGGUCGAAUUCGACCAUCUGCUCAAGAAGCAGUCGGGUGGUCCUGGUGACUACGCCCGUGUUGUUGGUUGGAUGGAACCCACCGACAAGCUCGAGGAGAACAAGUUCGAAGAGCAGAUCGUCGGUGGAAGUAUCUCUGAGAAGUUCCUGUUUGCUUGUGAGAAGGGUUUCAACCUUGCUUGCGAGAAGGGCCCUCUUAUCGGCCACAAGGUCCUUGGUACCAGAAUGGUCAUCAACGAUGGUGCUACCCACAUGACGGAUUCGUCCGAAAUGUCCUUCAAGAACGCCACCCAGCAGGCUUUCCGCAAGGCCUUCAUGGAGAGCAACCCUUCUGUCCUUGAGCCUAUGAUGAAGACUGUUGUCACCGCUCCCUCCGAGUUCCAGGGUGAUGUUAUCUCCCUCCUCAACAAGCGUAACGCUACUAUCAACGAUACCGAGACCGGUGUCGACGAGUUCACCGUCUAUGCCGACUGCAGUCUUAACGGAAUGUUUGGGUUCAGUUCGCACCUGCGUGCUGCCACCCAAGGCAAGGGUGAAUAUACCAUGGAAUUCAGCCACUAUGAGAAGGCGCAGCCUCAGUUGCAGAAGGAACUCAUUCAGAAGUACCUGAAGGCGCAAGCCGACAGACACAAGAAAUAG
Aspergillus clavatus NRRL 1 is the source of this 2406-nucleotide messenger RNA. RefSeq names its product elongation factor G. Gene Ontology annotation, cellular component: mitochondrion. NCBI's taxonomy places the organism in Eukaryota, Fungi, Ascomycota, Eurotiomycetes, Eurotiales, Aspergillaceae. Gene Ontology annotation, biological process: mitochondrial translational elongation. Gene Ontology annotation, molecular function: GTPase activity; translation elongation factor activity; GTP binding. The transcript is spliced from 4 exons. The record is from RefSeq and is a predicted model, not a curated record. Bases 1 to 2406 code for a protein of 801 amino acids.